Molecule: messenger RNA, 963 nt
Organism: Cyanistes caeruleus (blue tit)
Lineage: Eukaryota; Metazoa; Chordata; Aves; Passeriformes; Paridae
Source: RefSeq, a predicted model, not a curated record
AUCAGGAGGAUCCGUGGGGGUAUCCAGGGGUCUUCAGAGCAUCCGUGGAACCUCCUGGCAUCCGUGGGUCCCAGGGACAUCCGUGGGUCCCAGGGACAUCUGUGGGUCCCAGGAGUGUUUGCACAUCCUGGGGACUUCCAUGGGGCUGUCCGUGGGUCCUGGGGGAUGGACAUCCAAGGGCCAAAGGGGUGUGUUGGUGGCACCUGCAGGUCCUGGGGGUGUCCACGGGUGCUGGUGGCAUCUCCUGACAUCCCUGUCCUCUCUCCUCUCCUGCAGUGGUGCUGCUGGACUUUGCCAAGGCCCACGGGGAGCUGGGCUGGCUGACCCAGCCCUACGGAAAAGGGUGGGACCAGCUGCAGAACGUCCUCAACGACUCCCUGAUCUACAUGUACUCCGUGUGCAACGUCCUGGAGGGCGAGCAGGAGAACUGGCUCCGCACCAACUGGAUCUACCGCGGCGUGGCCCAGCGCAUCUUCAUCGAGCUGCAGUUCACCGUGCGCGACUGCAACAGCUUCCCCACGGCCGGCGGCGGCUCCUGCAAGGAGACCUUCAACCUCUACUACGCCGAGUCGGACGUGGAUUACGGCACCAACUUCCAGAAGCGGCAGUUCAGGAAGAUCGACACCAUCGCCCCGGACGAGAUCACCGUCCAGGAGGAUUUUGCCGCCCGCAACGUGAAGCUCAACGUGGAGGUGCGCUCGGUGGGGCCGCUCCGCAGGAAAGGUUUCUACCUGGCCUUCCAGGACCUGGGCGCCUGCGUGGCGCUGCUCUCCGUGCGCGUCUACUACAAGCGGUGUCCGGCCGUGGUGCAGGGCAUGGCGCGGUUCCCCGAGACCGUGGCCGGCGCCGACUCGCAGACCCUGGCCGAGGUGCGGGGCUCGUGCGUGGCCGAGGCGGUGGCCGAGCAGGCGCCGGCCCUGCACUGCAACGCCGACGGCGAGUGGCUCGUGCCCAUCGGGGAGU